Messenger RNA from Prunus armeniaca (apricot), 207 nucleotides. NCBI's taxonomy places the organism in Eukaryota, Viridiplantae, Streptophyta, Magnoliopsida, Rosales, Rosaceae. The record is from the annotation of a GenBank genome assembly.
AUGGCAGAGCUCGGCAUCGAGAUAGAAGUAAAGUCGGAAGGAAUGGAGAUGUGGAGCGCCCACUUCUCACUAGUCUUCUGGUAUAACAUCGCGUGCCUGGCUGAUAAUACGAGGUCCAGCUAUUGUAGAAGACUUGAUUCUUUACCACCUUCUCCAUUCUUUACACCUAAAUCUUAUUCUUUCCAGCUUUCUCUCAGUUCACCGUAG